AUGACGGGCAACACCACCGCACCGGUUCCUUCGCUAGACGAAGUCUACAAUGGUGCACCAAGACGGCUGGCCAAGGAGGCAGACGCAGCUCGGGCGCGAUUGCUAGGGAACAAGACCCUUCCGAACAGCCAGCCUCGGCAGCGUGCAGGUGUCCGGCUUCCUCCCGACACGACGGCCGAAGUAUUCGACGAAGCAAUACGGACGCUGAAACAGAAAUUGGGCGCCGAGAACGUCGUGGUCAACGACGCGCCUCUCGUGGAUGGUUGGUACCUCGAAUCACCAAACACUCACGAUGCGUUCCACAUCGCCGACCAAGAGGAGCUGGUGAGCAGCGCCGCCGUCUACCCGGGCUCCACCGAAGACGUCCAGGAGAUCAUGAGGUGGGCAAACAAGUACGCCAUACCAGUGUAUCCGAUCUCGCUCGGGAGAAACGUCGGAUACGGCGGUGCUGCUCCUCGCGUGCCCGGCAGUGUGGUCAUCGACCUUGGCCGCCGCAUGCACAAGGUGCUCAACGUCGACGGCGAGAACGCCAGCUGUGUCGUCGAGCCCGGCGUGACCUACUUCAAGCUGUACGAGGAGAUCCAGGCGCGCGGGCUGCCCCUGUGGAUCGACUGCCCAGACCUAGGAGGCGGCUCCGUGCUCGGCAACGCCAUCGACCGCGGCGUCGGCUACACCCCCUACGGCGACCACUUCGCCGCCCACUGCGGCAUGGAGGUCGUCCUGCCCAGCGGCGAGCUCCUGCGCACCGGCAUGGGCGCCAUGCCCGGGCCGGGCGGCAGCGACAACCCGACGUGGCAGUCCUUCCAGCACGCCUUCGGCCCGGCCGUCGACGGCAUCUUCUCGCAGAGCAACUUUGGCGUCGUCACCAAGAUGGGCUUCCACCUGAUGCCCGCCGCCAACCACCAGUCGUACGCCUUCACCUUCCCCGAGGACGACGACUUUGCGCGCAUCAUCGACAUCAUCCGCCCGCUGGCCCAGCAGGGCGUGCUGGGCAACAUCCCGCAGCUGCGGUCCGUGAUCCAGGAGCUCAACGUGACGGGCCAGCCCAAGUCGUCCUUCCACCGCGGCGCCGCGCCCAUGACGCGCGAGGAGAUCCGCGCCGCGGCCAGGAAGCUCCCGCUCGGCGAGUGCAGCUGGGUCUUCUACGGCACGCAGUACGGCCCGCCCGACGCCGUGGCCGCGCAGCUCGCGCUCAUCAAGGCCGCCUUCGCCGCCAUCCCCGGCGCGCGCCUCUUCCUGCCCCAGGACGUCCCCGAGACGCACUACCUGCACUCGCGCGCGCUCGUGUGCGGCGGCGUGCCCGUCCUGCGCGAGCUCGACUGGCUCAACUGGGUGCCCAACGGCGCGCACCUCUUCUUCUCGCCCAUCGCGCCGACGCGGGGGCGCGACGCCCGCGCCGUGCACGACAUCAUCCGCGCGCUGCACGCCAAGUACGGGUUUGACCUGUUCCCGACGCUGUGCGUCGCCGGCCGCGAGAUCCACUACAUCGCCAACAUCAUCUACGACCGCGCCGACCCGGACGCCAAGCGUCGCGCCGUGGCGCUCAUGCGCGAGAUGAUCGCCGCCUGCGCCGAGCGCGGCUUCGGCGAGUACAGGACGCACCUCUUGUUCGCGGACCAGGUUGCCAACACGUACAACUGGAACGAUGGCGCGCUGAUGAAGUUCAACGAGACCAUCAAGGACGCGCUCGAUCCCAAUGGCGUGUUGGCGCCGGGCCGGAAUGGCAUAUGGCCCAAGAAGUUCAGGGGUAAAGGGUGGGAGCUGGGCAAGGACGACGUUGAUCUGAGUCGCAUCGGGCCAAAGUUGUGA
Thyridium curvatum is the source of this 1809-nucleotide messenger RNA. RefSeq lists its product as uncharacterized. Gene Ontology annotation, cellular component: mitochondrion. Gene Ontology annotation, molecular function: D-lactate dehydrogenase (cytochrome) activity; D-lactate dehydrogenase (NAD+) activity; FAD binding. The transcript has a single exon. NCBI's taxonomy places the organism in Eukaryota, Fungi, Ascomycota, Sordariomycetes, Thyridiales, Thyridiaceae. The record is from RefSeq and is a predicted model, not a curated record. Gene Ontology annotation, biological process: lactate catabolic process. The coding region runs from base 1 to 1809 and encodes 602 amino acids.